AGCCUUCUUCAUUAAACAGUAGUAGAGAGAAGAGAGAAGAGAGAAGAGAGAAGAGAGAGAUGGAGCUUACUCAACUUGGGUUCUUGGAGGAGCUACUAGCUCCAAUUAGAAGAGAGAGUUGGAACACAUACUCUUCUGGGUUUAAUGAGUUCUUUCCUAUGAAUAAUGGGUGGAGCUUUGAUUCCAAUUUUGAAGAGAACCCAGCUCUGGUUUCCUCAUCAAACCCUCAAUUUGGUGGGUUCUCUACACAAGCUGAGUCAACCUUUGAAUGCCCGUUACUCACUGAGCAACAAGGCUCAUCCUUCCCUUUUGUUGAUGGAGGUGGAGUGCUCACAGUCCCAUCUGAGAUUGAUUCCUCAUACACCAACAACAAUGACAGCAACACCCCUCCAUUCCCACCUCAAGAUCAAGACUACCCUUCAAUGGUGGAGGAUGAGGAGUUUGGUAAUUUCCUUGGGAGUGAAAACCAGAGCAGCUGUUUGGAGAUGGAAGAGAGCAAGAACAGUACUUGCAAAGUUGAGAUGGAGCAACAAGGCAUUGCUAUCACUUCAGAUCAUGGUGACAUUCCUGUGGCUUUCAAUAUGGGAUUGUGUGGUGGAAAGAGAAACUGCAGCAGCAAGUCUAAGAAGAUAGAAGGGCAGCCUUCAAAGAAUCUAAUGGCAGAGAGGAGAAGAAGGAAGCGCUUGAAUGACCGCCUUUCUAUGCUCAGAUCAAUUGUCCCCAAGAUUAGCAAGAUGGACAGAACAUCUAUACUUGGAGACACAAUAGACUACAUGAAAGAGCUUUUGGAAAGAAUCAAUAAGUUGCAAGAAGAGAAAAUUGAGGAGAAUACAAAUCAGUUAAGCUUAUUGGGCAUCAACAAGGACCUAAACUCAAGUGAGGUCUUGGUGAGAAAUUCUCCCAAGUUUGAUGUGGAGAGGAGAGACAUGGGCACCAGAAUAGACAUCUGCUGUGCAGCGAAGCCAGGAUUGUUGCUUUCAACAGUGAGCACUAUAGAAGCACUUGGCCUUGAGAUUCAACAGUGUGUUAUAAGCUGCUUCAAUGAUUUUUCAUUGCAAGCUUCAUGUUCAGAGGAUGCAGAGCAGAGAACAAUGAUUAAUUCUGAGGAAAUAAAGCAAGCACUAUUCAGAAAUGCAGGGUAUGGAGGGAGAUGCUAGUAGGAAAAAUGAAGAGGAAUUUCCAAGUUAGAAGUUGUAAUAACAUUGUCUUUGAUAAAUAAUCGUGCCCUUAUCAGAUCCAUCGCUUAGCCUAAUUUUGUAUCAUAAACUCUCAAAUUUGGGAAAAUAUAUGUCUUCCAG
Molecule: messenger RNA, 1298 nt
Organism: Fragaria vesca subsp. vesca
Lineage: Eukaryota; Viridiplantae; Streptophyta; Magnoliopsida; Rosales; Rosaceae
Product: transcription factor bHLH93-like
Exons: 4
Coding region: 60-1157 (365 amino acids)
Biological process (GO): regulation of DNA-templated transcription
Cellular component (GO): nucleus
Molecular function (GO): sequence-specific DNA binding; DNA-binding transcription factor activity; protein dimerization activity
Source: RefSeq, a predicted model, not a curated record